Cercocebus atys (sooty mangabey) is the source of this 2116-nucleotide messenger RNA. It is a transcript of the gene TCEANC2, whose product is annotated as transcription elongation factor A (SII) N-terminal and central domain containing 2. Gene Ontology annotation, cellular component: nucleus. The transcript has 5 exons. NCBI's taxonomy places the organism in Eukaryota, Metazoa, Chordata, Mammalia, Primates, Cercopithecidae. The record is from RefSeq and is a predicted model, not a curated record. The coding region runs from base 237 to 863 and encodes 208 amino acids. Gene Ontology annotation, biological process: DNA-templated transcription.
UUUCUUCGUAGUGCAUUCUGGGGAAUGUGGUUCGCUGUGGCCCAGAGGCGCGAGGGCCGGCGGAGUUUCUUCAGAGGAACUACAGCCCUGGGAGGAAGCGUCUAUUUAGUUUCAACACAGACGACUGGGCUUGGGAGCCUACGGGGUUGCAGUCUGGAGGGCGCCAACAGCAGCUGCCAGGGCUGCUUUUCCUGAACACGCUGCAAGCACGUCAAGGUAGUCGGAGGCCCCUAACAAUGGAUAAAUUCGUCAUUCGAACGCCUAGAAUCCAGAAUAGCCCUCAGAAGAAAGAUUCUGGAGGAAAGGUUUACAAGCAGGCCACGAUUGAAUCUCUGAAGAGAGUUGUGGUUGUAGAAGACAUAAAAAGAUGGAAAACUAUGCUGGAGCUUCCUGAUCAAACCAAAGAGAAUCUCAUUGAAGCCUUACAAGAAUUAAAGAAGAAAAUACCCUCCAGGGAAGUGUUAAAAUCAACAAAGAUAGGUCACACUGUGAACAAGAUGCGUAAACACUCAGAUUCAGAAGUGGCUUCUCUUGCCAGAGAAGUUUACACUGAGUGGAAAACUUUCAUUGAAAAACAUUCAAAUAGACCUUCUAUUGAAGUUAGAAGUGAUCCCAAAACCGAGUCGUUUAGGAAAAAUGCCCAGAAAUUACUCUCAGAAGCCUUGGAAUUAAAGAUGGAUCACCUACUGGUUGAAAAUAUUGAGCGGGAAACGUUUCAUCUCUGCUCCCGCCUCAUUAAUGGGCCGUACCGGCGGACGGUGAGAGCCCUGGUCUUCACAUUAAAGCACCGAGCUGAAAUCCGGGCUCAGGUGAAGAACGGCUCGCUGCCAGUCGGCACGUUUGUACAGACCCACAAAAAGUGACCUGAGGACGGUUCCAGCCCUGGGCCAGGCAGAGAAGAAAAUGGGCCCCUCUCUGCCGUUCAAAGACGCUUUUGAGUUUGGGUGAUGGCUGAUGCUGGCUGUGCUAGAUUUUCCCAUGGUGCCAUUCCUUUGCAGACAGAGGAUUCGGAGAGCCCUAGGAGACAGGCCUGCAGGAAUGUGCUUCAUUAGCUGGAGUGCGCUGGUGCUGCCUAACAGAACGCACACUGGCUGUCACUAGGAAGCGCCAUACGGUUGCUAUCACCCAACAUGGUGAAAGGGUGAUGGAUUUCACUGUGAGUAUGCCAAGGACACCUCUAAACUUCCCCCUGUCAGGCAGAUGAAGUUACUACUUUAUUUCACCACCCUGCAGGUAACUGAAACUCAAUUACCGCUGCCGCUCACUCGGUUCCAUCCCCCUGAGUUUAGAUAGCUCUGGUGCCUCUCAGAACUCCCCUGUCUGUUCUCUUUGCUCUACCCCAGGGGUGAGCCUGCCAGAGCCAGCCGACUACCCCUUCUUCCCAGAGCUCACUUAUCUGAACGUUUCAGCUCUCCCUGGAAGACCUUCUGCGUUGGUCUCCAGAGCCCCCAUGCUGAGGCUACUAAUGAGGAACUGGCCCGAAGCCUCCCACACCUCCGGGUUUAUUUGAAUACGCUGGCGCUCUCAGUUUAGGGCUCUGUAGAAGAUACAUAAUGAAAUUUCUCUUGAAAUGAAUUACUGCAGUAGAAAAAAGUACAUACAUAUAUAUGUUAAAGUGAAUAUCUCUACACAGGCCUGUUUUAACAAUUAUGUAAAUAAUACUUGUUUUUUUAAAAGUAAUGAUAAGCUGGGACUUUUUUUUUCUCAAACAAAAGAUGGAGUUUGUUCACUGAAGAGUGUUUUGGGUUGAGAAAGGGUACAUUUGGUGAAAUUAAAAAAUGAUGGAACAAGGAUUUGAGGAAGGUAGAAGACUCAAGGAAGUGGGGAUUAGAUUAGAGGAUACCGGAGCAUGUUUGUAAUCUGAAAGGAAGGAGCUGGUAGAAAGGGAGAGAUUUAAAAUAAAAAAUAAAAAAAAAAAGAGUUGAAAAACAAGGGGAGAAGGGAUGGGACUAACAUUAUUGCCUAACUUCUAAAUGCUAGGCACUUCUCCUAAGACAGUUUAUUAACAUUUACAUGGAUCAAAAACAAGGGGAGAAGGGACGACACUAACAUUAUUGCCUACCUUCUAAAUGCUAGGUACUUUUCCUAAGACAGUUUAUUAACAUUUACCUGGAUC